AUGAGUAGCGACAAGAGUGUAGAACAAGUCACCCAACAAGUGUCUGGACUGAAAACCGCCGAUGUCAAGGAACAAGUGGUCACACCUUGGGACGUGGAAGGUGGUGUUGAUGAACAAGGUAAGGCCCAGAACAUAGAUUACGAUAAAUUGAUCAAGAAGUUCGGUACCAAGCCAGUCAAUGAAGAAACCCUGAAAAGAUUUAAACAAGUGACAGGUCAUGAACCACAUCAUUUCAUGCGUAAGGGUCUGUUUUUCAGUGAGCGUGAUUUCACCAAGAUUUUGGAUCUUUACGAACAAGGGAAACCAUUUUUCUUAUAUACCGGUAGAGGUCCCUCAAGUGAUUCUAUGCACUUGGGACAUAUGGUUCCAUUUGUGUUCACCAAAUGGUUACAGGAUGUGUUCGACGUGCCAUUAGUCAUUGAGUUGACUGAUGACGAAAAAUUUUUAUUCAAACAUAAGUUAACGAUUAAUGACGUUAAGAAUUUUGCCCGUGAAAACGCCAAGGAUAUCGUCGCCGUUGGCUUUGAUCCAAAGAAUACCUUCAUCUUUUCCGAUCUACAAUAUAUGGGUGGCGCAUUCUAUGAAACUGUGGUAAGAGUCUCCAGACAAAUCACAGGUUCUACUGCAAAGGCCGUUUUCGGGUUCAAUGACUCCGAUUGUAUCGGUAAGUUCCAUUUCGCAUCUAUCCAAAUUGCCACUGCGUUUCCAAGUUCAUUCCCCGAUGUUUUAGGCUUGCCUGAUAAGACACCAUGUUUGAUUCCAUGUGCCAUCGAUCAAGAUCCAUAUUUCAGAGUUUGCAGAGAUGUAGCGGAUAAACUAAAGUAUUCAAAGCCUGCAUUGCUGCAUUCCAGGUUUUUCCCGGCUUUGCAAGGUUCUACUACCAAAAUGUCAGCCUCUGAUGACACUACUGCCAUUUUCAUGACCGACACACCAAAGCAAAUCCAAAAGAAAGUCAACAAGUACGCAUUCAGUGGAGGCCAAGUCUCUGCUGAUAUGCAUAGAGAAUUGGGUGGUAACCCCGAUGUCGACGUUGCAUACCAAUACUUAUCGUUUUUCAAAGACGAUGAUGCUUUCUUAAAAGAGUGUUACGACAAAUACAAGUCUGGUGAACUGCUAUCAGGUGAAAUGAAGAAAUUGUGUAUCGAAACUUUACAGGAAUUCGUCAAGGCAUUCCAAGAACGUAGAGCUCAAGUGGACGAUGAGACUUUGAACAAAUUCAUGCUACCACAUAAGCUGGUCUGGGGCGAAAAGGAAAGACUAGUCGCACCCAAGCCAAAGGUCAAGCAAGAAAAGAAGAAAUAA
Messenger RNA from Saccharomyces eubayanus, 1302 nucleotides. RefSeq names its product tryptophan--tRNA ligase WRS1 (gene WRS1). Gene Ontology annotation, biological process: tryptophanyl-tRNA aminoacylation. NCBI's taxonomy places the organism in Eukaryota, Fungi, Ascomycota, Saccharomycetes, Saccharomycetales, Saccharomycetaceae. Bases 1 to 1302 code for a protein of 433 amino acids. Gene Ontology annotation, molecular function: tryptophan-tRNA ligase activity; ATP binding. Gene Ontology annotation, cellular component: cytoplasm. The record is from RefSeq and is a predicted model, not a curated record. The transcript has a single exon.